CCUCUUCUUUUGUCUUUAUCUCUCUCUUUUUGUUGUUUUUAUUUGCUUCCCGACAUUUUUUUUUUGUUUUGUUUUCCAUCACCUUUCGUUUCCAUUUUCUUCAUCCAACGUUGUUCACGGUGAUCUCAGCAUCACCAUCGUCAUUUACAUAACAUGGGAGCCCAUCCCAGCAAGCCGACUAAACGACAAAAUAUCAAAACGCCUCCUAGAGUCACAUCCAAAGCCGUUAAGCACCAUCACAUCAACAACGCGAGUCAGGGUUCGUCAACACCCUCUCGUCCAUCGUCCACCCCGAAAUUACCCACGAAAUCAGCGAAUUCAUCAACGCCAUCAUCACCGUCUCCACCCUCGAUAGCGUCGACAACAACAAAUACAUCGCAUCGUCUGAGCGCACCGAUCCUCGUCGAAGAUUAUGUUUACGACGAACACGAUUCGUUUAGUGUAAACUAUGAUGCAAGCGAUACGGCAUCCAGUGCACUGCAUGCUCACUUUAUUUCUCAAUCCGUCAAUCCUGUUUUUCCGCGUGAUUCUCUGGAUAUUUUCCCGCCCACUUUCCAUUCUCACUCCUCCAUUUCAACAUGUUCUUCGACCUCGAACCCUCACGACGAUUUCCUCCGCUUCGUUGCACUCCAAAACCAUUGCCAUCUCUCCACCCCAAUCGCUUGCGCGGUCUUCGAAAACAGCCUCCAUAUCAACCACGUCGUCACGAAGCCUCCUCGAAGAUCGUGUGCCGCAGCAAAUAGAAUUACACGGAGCCCCUUGUAUUGAAGCGCAGCAAUGUCAGUUUUCUAUUGCCCCUACAACACAGCCACUUGUCGAUGACAAAGACAAAUUUAAAGUCCAGUUUUAUGAAAGUCUGGUGAGCCAAGCUGACGCCACAAAUGACCCUGUGUUACAUGCUGAAGCUGCGCAGUGCAAAAUCUGGGGGUUUGGGACAUCGAUCGAUAUGCAUCAAGGUUUCGAUGAACUUCUGAAGCUUGUGAAUGAAUAUCCACGCACCGAAUUACUUUAUUCGAUUGGUGUAUGUUACUACAAUGGUUACUGUUCCGACGGCAAAGUGAACAAAUCGGCCGCCUAUCAAUGCUUUCAACGGGCCAUCGCGGCAGCCGACGCCUCUGACCCUUCCUCCACACGCUUUCUCACCCUAGCUCAAUACCGAUGUGCUAAAAUGCUAGCCGAAGGUGAUGGCGUUCAAGCAGAUCCUAUUCAAGCCAUCGACUAUUUCAAGCAAGCCGCUCACCAUGGCAAUUGUCGUGCUCAAUGUGCUUUGGGUUGGCAUUACCAAAAGACUGAUCUGAAGCAAGCUCGUUACUGGUUCCAGCGUGCCGUCGACCAAUCGUAUCCGGACGCCCAAGCAGCUUUAGGUGUCUUGCUCAUUCAGCGGCGACUGGAAUUUCCUUCUUCUGUGCGCGACCAAAAUUCAAGUUACGCUCUUGAUUUGCUCAGACAAGCAGCUGACAAGAACGUCAUUCCUGCCAUAUUACAAUUAGGUUCAUUGUACAGUGAAGGCACCCUUGUGGACCGCCAUAUUGCCAAAGCCAUCCACUACUUUGAGCAGGCACUGAAUCUGUCCGUGACGGGUCCCGAUGAGGCGGUGGUUCAUUAUCUACUGGGUCUUUCAUACUGUGACGAGGCGGCUACAAUUCAAGGUCCAGAUCACGCUCGUGCGAUUCACCACUUGGAGGCGGCCACUGAAGCGGGAUAUGCACCUGCGCAACGAACAUUAGGUCAUAUGUACUACAAAGGCAUGGGAGUAACCAAAGAUGAAAAGAAAGCGUUGCAGUUGUUUCAAAAAGCGGCCCAUCAGAAGGAUACACGAGCUCUUGGAUUUCUUGGCGAGCAAUACGAAUUUGGACGCGGAUGUUCGCUCGACCUACAGAAAGCACUGACGUUGUACGAGCAAGCGGCCAAAUUGGGAUCCGUUUUAGCCGAACUAUCAUUGGCUCUGCUAUUGCAUCGAAUGGGACGCCGGGGGGAAGCGUAUACCCACUUUGACAAAGUCGUCCAUUGGAACUCAGAGCUGUCAGCGGAACGUGAGCAUGACAUUGUGCGAGUGCGUCAUAUGGCCAGGCUGAUGCUGAUCCGUUACCGCUUCAACGGUUGGGCUAACGUCCAACGUGACCCGAGUUCGGCCUUUGAAGAUUUAUUACGUCUCGCCAACGAUGACAAAUUCCCCGAAGCCUACUACUGGGUUGGCGCCGGCUACAAAGAAGGGAUCGUCGAUGCUCAAGACUGUACCAUUGUCGAACCGGAUCCUUUGCGUGCGCUGGAGUAUUUUGAAGCCGGGGCGAAACAAGGCGACGUCGACGCUCAAGUGAGUGCGGCAGAUAUGCUGUCCAAUGGGUUUACCUAUCGAACCGUCGAAGGCAACAAGGUCAUGAAAGAUCGAAAGCGGGCCUUUGACUGGUACCAGCAAGCUGCCGAAGGAGGUCACGCUGUCGCUCAACACUGCCUUGGUCUCUAUUACUACAAGGGGCUGAACCCCGUUACGAUCGAUUUGGCCAUGGCGCAACGGUUAUUUGAGCGUGCUGCGCAUCAGAAAUAUGCUGCUUCCAUGGUGAUGCUUGGCCAGUUACUGAUGAAAAAGCAUCAACCGCCUCGCGCUGAUCGUCCCGCCUGUGUUGAAGAUUACAAGCAAGCAUUUUAUUGGCUUAAGCGAGCCUCGACUAUGAAUGACGCAGGUGCUUACCGUGAACUGGCGGCUCUUUACAACUCGGGAAUUGGCAUCGAUGUCAGCGAUCAACAGCGCUACAUGCUUGGCCUACAGUGCGUUGACAAGGCAAUCGCCAUGGGUGAUACCAUGUCUUGGUGUGUGAAAUCGCAAUACCACGAAAAUGGAUGGGCCGUUCCGCGCGAUCUGGAUGAAGCUUUAGCCUGCCUAAAGGAAGCCCAACAAAAAGGGUACACAAAGGCCAACCUUCUGGUAGCCGAAUUGUACGAGCGACAAUCCCUCUGGUCCAAAGCCCUGCAACAGUAUAGCUUGGUUGCUCAAAAGCACGGGCUCCUGACCCAAGUAGGGUGGCUUGCUCGACUUGCCAAAAGCCAACACGUCGUACUUCAGCGGAGAGGCAAUGACAAGGACAAAGCUGAAGUUUACGGAUGGCUCCGCGAUAUGGUGAAACAAAACGCUGGGGAAGCCUCGGUCGAUCCACGUUAUUUGCUAGGUCAAUGCUGUGAUCUGGCCAUUGGUACGGUUCAAGAUAUUGACGAAGCCAUGGUCUGGUACGAAGCAGCCAUUGCACAAGAAACUACCGCCUUUUCUUGGGCCAAGGAGCAUGCCAGGUUCCGACUUUCCCAAUUAUACGUUGAACGAGAAAAGCAUGCCCAAGCCAUCCAACAAUUCCGACGACUUGAACCGCAUCUGGAUCGGAUGAAUCAUCAUUCUCCUGAAACGCGAUACCAAGCGCGACAAGUACGCUAUUAUCUAGGCUAUCUGCUUUUACAUCAUAGCCAAGCGGCGGGAGACAAAGAAGAGGCCAUUCAAUGGUUGACACAAGCUGCCGAUGAAGGCGAAGGUCAUGCGUGUUUUGAACUGGGCAUGCUCGCUAUUGAAAGAGGCAAUGACACCGAAGCCCGGAAACGAUUCGAUCAGGGCGCUUCGGCUAAUCAUCCUGGGUGUAUGCGGGAACUCGCCAUGCUUUUGGAGCGAGAACAGCGUGCGGAUCUGAACUGGGACGGUAUUGACGCUUACGAUUGGCUUGACCGUGCACGACAAUUGGGCGACAUACCGGCGCUCAUCAAACUGGGAUUAGCUCAUCAAAACGGUCUGGGCAAUCAACUCAUUGGUGGCGACUUCCAGACGGCCUUGCAUCUGUUCGAAGAAGCUGCGAGACAGAACAAUACACAGGCGAUCGUAUAUGCGGGCGAAGCAUGUCGUACCAUGGGUCUUCAUUUGAAAGCCGUCGAAUGGUUCCGAAAAGCACCCACACAUCUUGUUUCCAAGGUGAUGCUAGCUGAUUAUUGUUUGCAGGGCCGCGGCGGGGUCCAGAAGAAUCAUGCCAAGGCUUUCGAAGACCUCAAGGCCGUAUAUCGCGAAUAUGAUAGCGAAUCUCUUGCUGAAGAAGAAUCCAAAGUAUUAAGCUUUGGAUAUUUCUUGAUCGGUCAAUGUUACGAGCAAGGACAAGGAGUGGAGCUAGAUUGCGAGGAAGCCAAACAGUGGUACCAACGAGCCGUUGACAAGGGCCAGUCAUUGGAUGCGAUCUUUUAUCUCGGUCAACUGCAUUACCAAGAGGGGAAUGUCGAAGCCGCAUUCGAAUGCUUUGAAAAAGCUGCAGCUUCAGGACUCCCGGAAGCUCUGUAUCGCGUCGGCGUCUUUCACUGGCAAGGAUUAGCGAAUCUGGAACCCAAUCUCGUGGUCGCCAAUAAGUACCUUUCGAGAGCCUCUGAGCGUGGCCAUGCAAGGGCAACUUAUGAACUUGGUCUGCUUCAGUAUAAUCAAGAAAAAUUCUCGGAAGCCGUGGAAAAUCUGGAUAAAGCCGCCAAGCUUCGGGUCCCGGAAGCCUUGCGUAUGCUCGGCAACUUUUAUCACGAAGGCACAGCCGGUGUGCGUCAAAAUUAUGCCACGGCGUUUGCUUAUUUCUGGCAAGCCGCUCAGCUAAACGAUGGCUUGAGUGCGUUGAUGGUGGGUAGCUAUUUUGAGAAAGGAUACGAUAAGCAGCACAUCGAUCGAUACGAAGCGCUUCAAUGGUACAUUCGGGCGGACGAACUUCAAUGUGGACCUCUUGCCCAGUUAGCCAUCGGCACACUAGAGCAUACGAUGGCCGAUGAAAUUCAAGACAAAGAACAAGCCGAGGAUUUGCGAGCAAACGCUUUUAGCUGGUUCCAACGUGCAGCUACCAGUGACACUACGGUUACCCACGCCCAGAUCAUGGUGGCACUGUAUCAACUAAACGGGUGGGGUCGGGUCCCACGGGAUCCAGUAAAAGGAUUUACGUUAUUGCUUGAAGUAGCCAAAGCCGGCGGAAGUGAAGCUUUUGUCGAGGUGGCCAAGUGCUACGAGGAAGGCAUUGGUGUUCAACGCGAUCAAGAAUCCGCCUUGUCUUACUGGCGUGACGCGGCUGCCAUGGAAGACGUCGAAGCGAUUGAACGUGUAGGAUAUUACCACCAACAUGGCUUAGGCGGUGAACCCGUGAACGAUGACGAAGCAAAGCAAUGUUAUGCGUUAGCAGAUCAAAUUCGAAAUCGUCAAGACGAGAAAGAAAACAGUAUCGCAUCCGCAUCCACUGCCUCGACUUACUAACCCGUUCCAUUCAUUUCCGAUGUUUACCUUCCUCUAUCCAUGUGAUACUAUGUAUAUUAUGCUUUGUAUUUUAUUUUGUUUCCUAUUUUUCUUUUUGUUUUACUAUUAGUUUUCGCACUUAUUUACACAUGUAUAUUCUACUUUUUUUUUUUUUUAAUCUUUUUCUUUCCCAGUUUUUUUUUCUUAAGUUAUUCUUCUGCUCUUCUCUUUUUCCACUCCA
Molecule: messenger RNA, 5459 nt
Organism: Radiomyces spectabilis
Lineage: Eukaryota; Fungi; Mucoromycota; Mucoromycetes; Mucorales; Radiomycetaceae
Exons: 7
Coding region: 482-5239 (1585 amino acids)
Molecular function (GO): protein binding
Source: RefSeq, a predicted model, not a curated record